Molecule: messenger RNA, 1194 nt
Organism: Dichotomopilus funicola
Lineage: Eukaryota; Fungi; Ascomycota; Sordariomycetes; Sordariales; Chaetomiaceae
Product: cyclic nucleotide-binding-like protein
Exons: 2
Coding region: 1-1194 (397 amino acids)
Biological process (GO): negative regulation of cAMP-dependent protein kinase activity
Cellular component (GO): cAMP-dependent protein kinase complex; nucleus
Molecular function (GO): cAMP-dependent protein kinase inhibitor activity; protein kinase A catalytic subunit binding; cAMP binding
Source: RefSeq, a predicted model, not a curated record
AUGUCGGGAUCGGGCUUCACUAGCCCCUUUGGGGCGAACUCGAACCCCUUUGGCUCCGCGAGACUCGACACAGGGGGCAACGGUAUGCAACGAGUGGCAGAAGAGGAUGAGAACGAUACCAUCACCUCGCCCACGACACCAAAUUUCGGCCAGGGAACGGGCAACGUGUUCAGGGGGCCAUUCGGCAGCGAUUCCUCGGAGACACAACAACAUUCCAACCCGAGAGGGCCCCCGGUGGCCGAGGGGUACCCGGCUCAGUACAACUUUGGCCGUCGCACUUCGGUGUCGGCAGAGUCGCUCAAACCAGUUGGCGAUAGCCUCGACAACUGGACGCCACCUGUACAUUCCAAGACGCCGGACCAGCUGGCACGGCUGAAAAAGGCCAUCAGCGGAAACUUUCUGUUCAGCCAUCUCGAUGAUGAACAGGCCGCCCAGGUUCUGGGUGCUUUGCAAGAAAAGCCGAUUCCCACCAAGGGGAUCAAGGUAAUCAUCCAAGGCGACGCAGGCGACUUCUUCUACGUCGUCGAGAAGGGCUCUUUCGACAUCCACGUCAACAGCAGCGGAACACUACAGCCAGGGCCAGACGGGAUGGGCCCCAAGGUUAGCACCAUUGAGGCCGGUGGAUCGUUUGGCGAGCUCGCGCUCAUGUACAACGCGCCCCGCGCGGCCACCGUCAUCUCGGCCGAGCCGCAAUGCACGUUGUGGGCGCUGGACCGAGUAACCUUCCGGCGCAUCCUGAUGGAAUCAACCUUUGCGCGCCGGCGCAUGUACGAAGGCUUCCUCGAGGAGGUCCCGCUGCUAUCUAGCUUGACACCCUAUGAGCGGUCCAAGAUCGCGGACGCCCUCGAGAGCCAAAAGUUCCCCGCCGGCUACACCAUCAUCCGCGAGGGCGACCCGGGCCACUCGUUCUACCUGCUCGAGUCGGGCGAGGCGGCCGCGUACCGCAGUGGUAGCGAUGACGAUAACACGCCUGUUAAGCACUACAAGAAGGGCGACUUCUUUGGUGAGCUUGCGCUGCUUAACGACGCACCGCGGGCCGCUAGUGUGAUUAGUAAGUCGGAGGUUAAGGUUGCGAGACUCGGAAAGUCGGCUUUUCAGCGACUGCUUGGUCCUGUGGAGGGCAUCAUGCGCCGGACUAAGUAUGUGGGUGUCAAGACUGGCGUUGAGGAUAUGGAUCCCCUGCAGGCGCAUUAG